AUGGCUGCACAGACAUCUACAGAGCCCAAAACUCAUAGCGAAUACACUGUGGGAUGGGUCUGUGCUUUGCCGAAAGAACAGACCGCGGCUACGGCUAUGCUGGAUAAGAGACAUGCCGAUCUCUCAAAGCCGCCGAAUGACCCUAAUACAUACACUCUUGGGUCCAUUGGCAAGCACAAUGUUGUCAUAACUUGCCUACCGAAGAGACAGAUCGGCCCAAGCCAGGCAGCGGCUGUCGCUGCGCGGAUGGUAUCCGCUUUCCCGUCCAUCAAGUUCGGCCUGAUGGUUGGCAUUGGUGGCGGUAUUCCGACCAAGGUUAGACUUGGCGAUGUGGUGGUCAGUACACCAGUCGGCCAGUUCCCUGGUGUGGUGCAAUGGGACUUCGGCAAGGCAAAAAAUGGCGGUACCUUCGAACGGACCGGCUCUCUGAACAACCCUCCAACCUUAUUGCUAUCAGCCUUAUCGAAAUUGGAGACGGAGCAUGAGAUGAAAGGGUCAAAUAUACCGGAGUAUCUGGACGAACUGAAAGAGAAAUGGCCAAGACUGGUGCCGAAGUAUCUGAGAUCUGAUUCAUUCAAGGAUAUUUUGUUCAAAGCAAAUUACAGCCAUGUCGACAAGAGCACCACCGAAUACGACGUCCCCUCAGACGACGACGAAAUAGACGAGGAGGAGGAAGAAGAAGAAGAAGAAGAAGAAGAAGGUUGCCGAUUCUGUGACAAGACAAAAAUCGUGAAGAGAAAGCCCAGAGAAAUGCGUGUGCAUUUUGGCCUUAUCGCAUCUGGAAACCAAGUCAUCAAGGACGCUGCCCUCCGCGAUAGACUCAAUAAUGAUCUUGGCGGUCACGUUCUUUGUGUCGAGAUGGAAGCGGCGGGACUGGUGAAUAACUUCCCAUGCAUCAUCGUUCGAGGAAUCUGCGACUAUGCGGAUUCACACAAGAACGAUGAUUGGCAGGAGCAUGCUGCUGCGGUGGCGGCUGCGUUUGCAAAGGAGCUUCUCGAGUAUGUACAGCCGAACGACGUCGACUGCGAGCGCCCAGUGAAGGACAUACUAGGCCGAAUUCUUGACUCUGUGUCUGGGACCGCUGGAGAUGUUCAAUCCAUAAGAUCCAUAUUAGGAAAAAAGGAAGACCUUGAGAUCCUCGACUGGCUUACCCCAAUCACCUACGGUCCUCAACAGAGCGACUAUCUCUCCAGGCGCCGGGCAGGAACUGGCCAAUGGCUUCUUGAUUCUGCCGAGUUCCAGACUUGGUUAAACACAGAGAAGCAGGUGUUGUUUUGUCCAGGCAUUCCCGGUGCUGGGAAGACAAUCCUCGCCUCUAUUGUGGUUAAUGAUCUCAAUAAACGAUUUUACAAAAACAACAAUAUAGGCAUUGCGUAUGUCUACUGCAAUUUCCGGCAGCAAGCAGAGCAGACAGCCGACAGAUUAGUAGCCAGUUUGCUGAGACAGCUAGCUAGCAAUCUGCUUUCUCUACCAGCGUGCGUGAAAGACCUCUAUAAUCUCCACAAGUCCAAACGAACGCAGCCAUCACUUGAUGAACUCUCAAAAACGCUCCAAUCCGUGUCGACUAUAUAUUCACGAACCUUCAUCGUUGCCGACGCACUUGAUGAAUGCCAGGUAUUCGACGGCUGUCGAUCGAAGUUCCUGUCAGAGAUAUUCUCCCUCCAGAUGCGUAAAGCAAAUGUCUUUGCGACUUCACGACCUAUCCCAGAAAUAGCAGAGCAAUUCAAAGGAAAUCCAACAUUGCAAAUUCAUGCAAGAGACGAAGAUGUGCGGAGAUAUCUUGACGGUGAAAUGUUCCGACUUCCGAGUUUUGUCACUGGCAAUUUAGAAUUACAGGAGGAAAUCAAGACUGGCAUCGUUGAAUCAGUCGAUGGCAUGUUUCUGCUUGCACAACUUCACCUCGAUCUAUUAGUUGGGGAAAGAUCGGCAAAGACGACCCGUACUGCUCUGAAGAGACUACCGACAGGAUCCGAGGCAUAUGACAAGGCAUACGCCGAUGCGAUGAAGCGAAUUGAAGGACAGAUAGAAAAACCAAAAAUCCUCGCCAAAGAGGUCCUUUCAUGGAUCACCUACGCCAAGAGGACUCUGUCCACAACAGAGCUUCAACAUGCCCUUGCAGUGGAAGUUGGAGAGGAUGAGCUCGAUGAAGACCACCUGCCACAGAUUGAAUACAUGGUCUCAUUAUGCGCGGGACUGGUCACAGUGGACAGGAACAGUGGCACUAUACGCUUAGUCCACUACACGACCCAACAGUAUUUUGAGCGAACGCGGGAUACGUGGUCCCCUAAUGCACACAGUGAUAUUACCAAAAUCUGCACUACCUACCUAUCGUUCCGUACCUUUGGGAGCGGGGUUUGUCAAACAGAAGCCGAGUUUGAGGAGCGACUUGAGUUAAAUCCGCUGUACAACUACGCCGCCCGCAACUGGGGAUAUCAUGCCUACGGUGCUUCGGGUUGCCCUCAGGGUGUUAUUCAAUUUCUCCAGAAAAAAGCUCAUGUGGAAGCCUCAAGGCAAGGAUGGUGCUCAUUAGGUGAAAGCCAAUAUUUUCCGAGGCAGAUAACAGGGCUUCACUUAUCAGCGUACUUCGGGAUUAAGGAAGCAUUUAAGGUCCUUCACACAACAAUUGAAACUGACGUGAAAGACACUGAUAGCCGGACGCCAUUGUCGUAUGCUGCGGAAAAUGGCCAUGACGCAGUCGUUAAGCUGUUGCUCGAAUAUGGGGCCGACACCCGCUCUGAAAAUUCAAGUGGCCGGACACCGUUAUUGUUGGCAACGUUGUACAAUCAUCAAUCUAUCAUAAAGACGUUGGUCGACCAUAAUGCUAGCGUCGUUUCUGCUGAUCGAUAUGGCGACACACCUCUGAGAUGGGCAAGGAUUAACGGAAGCGAAGCGGCGGCCACGCUGCUACUAGAGAAGGACACAGAGGCAGACUCUAAUCACAGCAGUCGUCUAGAAAUGUUUCAUUGGGCUGCAGAUGAAGGCCACGAGAAGCUGCUCAGGCAGCAACUCCAAAAUGGGAUAGACGUCAACUCCAUCAUGGACUUUGGGUAUAAACGUUCAGCCUUGUUACAAGCUACUGCGAACGGACAUGACGCAGUCGUGAAAUUACUGCUUGAAGCAGGAGCAAACGUGGACUUGAGUGAUACUGCCGGUGAUACACCCUUAUCAAAAUCCGCUAGUAAUGGACAUCCAAAUUUGGUUCAACUAAUUCUCAGUCAUGGCGCCAACCCCAAUUCCAAAAUUGGAGGGGCCCGGGUGCCGCUGGUGUCGGCGGCGUUCAAAGGGCAUCAAACGGUGGUCAAGCUGCUUCUCGAAAACAGUGCAGACGCUAAUGCUGAGGACGGAGUUGGCCGGACACCGCUUGUGUCAGCAGUGUUGGAAGGGCAUCAAACGGUGGUCAAGCUGCUUCUUGAGAACGGUGCAGACGAUAAUGCUGCGGACGGACUUGGCCGGACACCGCUGGUGUCAGCAGCGCUGAAAGGGCAUCAAACGGUGGUCAAGCUGCUUCUCGAAAACGGAGCAGACGCUAAUGCUGGGGACUGA
Penicillium egyptiacum is the source of this 3543-nucleotide messenger RNA. NCBI's taxonomy places the organism in Eukaryota, Fungi, Ascomycota, Eurotiomycetes, Eurotiales, Aspergillaceae. The record is from the annotation of a GenBank genome assembly.